Piliocolobus tephrosceles (Ugandan red Colobus) is the source of this 2423-nucleotide messenger RNA. It is a transcript of the gene MROH6, whose product is annotated as maestro heat like repeat family member 6. The transcript has 10 exons. Lineage: Eukaryota; Metazoa; Chordata; Mammalia; Primates; Cercopithecidae. Bases 885 to 2423 code for a protein of 512 amino acids. The record is from RefSeq and is a predicted model, not a curated record. Gene Ontology annotation, cellular component: cytoplasm.
AGGAAGCGGGGCUGGGAGAGGCUUCAGGAAACUCACCAUCUUGGUGGAAGGGGAAGCGGCAGGCCUUACAUGGCCGGAGCCGGAGGAAGGGGUGGGGCAGUGCCACACGCUUUCAAACAACCAGAUCCUGAGAACUCUAUCAUGGGGACAGCACCAAAGGAGGAAGUCGCCCCCAGGAUCCAGUCACCUCCCACCAGGCCCCACCUCCAGCACUGGGGAUUACAUUUCAACGUGAGAUUCAGCCAAGGACCCAGGAGCCAGAGGACCUGCACAGGCUCUGGAGGGGCCGCCGCUCCUCUGGCAUCUUCGCUGCCCCCUCCACCCCUCCGGGCUGCCCCAAGCUCACCCAGUCAUGCCUGUUCCAGGGUGUCUGACAGAGCCAGCGUGCAGGGGGCGGGGCUCGCCUCUAGCCCCAGGCCCAGUGGGGAGCUGACUGCCAUUUGGGGGCUGAAUCAGGCCUCCGCUCACGGUGGGGCGCAGACUCCCGGACCCUUCGAGGACCUCCUCAGAGCUGUCCACAGCUGCCCUGAGCCCCUGGUCAACAGCAGCUGGCAGUCAGGGUGAGGGCCCUUCUCCCCCUUUCUUUGUGGAUCUGCCGUCUCUCGGGGAUCCUGUUCCCAUGGCCCUGGUGAGUAGAACCACACAACAGGCACUCAGGGUCCAGGUGGCCACUCCCCUCCAGCAGCCCAGGCAGGGGGGCCCCUCAAAGGCCCAUUGUAGGCACCUCCGUGUGGCUCCCCAGCCCCCACAAGCUCACGCUCGCGCACGCGCCGCCACGCCCAUCCGUGGUCCCGCCCGUGGUCCCGCCCGGGCCAGCUUCUAGGUCAGUCCUGGGCACAACUUCCCAAGAGGAGCAGUGGCAGGUGCUGCAGGCAAGGGACGCCAUGGCUGGGGGUGUGUGGGGCCGGGCCCGGGAGGCUCCUGUGGGGUCUCUAACCCUGACAGCACUGACUGAAGGAAUCCGAGCCAGGCAGAGGCAGCCCCAGGGACCCCCUUCCACAGGCCCUCAGCCCAAGUCCUGGGAGCUCAAACCUGAAGCUGAGCCACAGACCCAGGCACUCACUGCCCCCUCUGAGGCUGAGCCUGGACGUGGGGCCACCGUCCCUGAAGCUGGCAGCGAGCCCUGCUCCCCCAACAGUGCCCUGGAACCAGCCCCUGAGGGGCCCCGCCAGGUUCCCCAGAAUUCCUGGGAGGAGGGAGUUCUUGCCGACCUCGCAUUGUACACGGCUGCCUGCCUGGAGGAGGCUGGCUUUGCAGGGACGCAGGUGACAGCGCUCACCCUGUCCUCAGCCCUGGAGGCCCGAGGGGAGCGGUUGGAGGACCAGGUGCAUGCUCUGGUGCGUGGACUGCUGGCGCAGGUGCCCAGCCUGGCAGAGGGGAGGCCCCGGAGGGCGGCCCUGCGAGUGCUGAGCGCCCUGGCCCUGGAGCAUGCGCAGGACGUGGUGUGUGCGCUGCUACCCCGCUCUCUGCCCCCCAAUCGGGCAGCAGCCGAGCUCUGGCGCAGCCUAAGCUGUAACCAGCGUGUAAAUGGGCAGGUGCUGGUGCAACUGCUGUGGGCGCUGAAGGGUGCUUCGGGGCCUGAACCCCAGGCGCUGGCGGCCACGCGGGCUCUGGGAGAGAUGCUGGCUGUUUCAGGCUGCGUGGGAGCCACGAGGGGCUUCUACCCACAUCUGCUGCUUGCACUGGUCACACAGCUGCACAAGCUGGCCCGCAGCCCACGCUCCCCCGACAUGCCCAAGAUUUGGGUUCUGUCCCACCGAGGGCCACCACACAGCCAUGCCAGCUGUGCCGUGGAGGCGUUAAAGGCCCUGCUCACCGGGGACGGAGGCCGCAUGGUGGUCACAUGCAUGGAGCAGGCAGGAGGCUGGAGGAGGCUGGUGGGAGCCCACACCCACCUGGAGGGUGUCCUGCUGCUGGCCAGUGCUAUGGUGGCACAUGCCGACCACCACCUGCGAGGCCUCUUCGCAGACUUGCUUCCGCGGCUGCGCAGCGCGGACGACCCGCAGCGCCUCACGGCUAUGGCCUUCUUCACCGGGCUGCUGCAGAGCAGGCCCACCGCACGGCUCCUGCGGGAGGAGGUCAUCCUGGAGCGACUCCUCACCUGGCAGGGAGACCCCGAGCCCACCGUGCGCUGGUUGGGCCUGCUGGGCCUGGGCCACCUCGCGCUGAAUCGCAGGAAGGUGCGGCACGUGAGCACACUGCUGCCGGCGCUCCUGGGCGCACUGGGCGAAGGCGACUCGCGGCUCGUGGGUGCAGCGCUGGGCGCCCUGAGGAGGCUCCUGCUGCGGCCCCGGGCGCCUGUGCGGCUCCUGAGCGCGGAGCUGGGGCCGCGCCUCCCUCCGCUGCUGGACGACGUGAGCAAACUCCCCGCCUCCGAAGCCCUCACAGUGCCCAUCACUGUAUGUGGGGUGGAGUCACACUAG